Molecule: messenger RNA, 1140 nt
Organism: Belonocnema kinseyi
Lineage: Eukaryota; Metazoa; Arthropoda; Insecta; Hymenoptera; Cynipidae
Exons: 3
Coding region: 549-1136 (195 amino acids)
Source: RefSeq, a predicted model, not a curated record
UAAUGUAUUUUUCAUGUCGCGCGACCGGUAAGCACUAGGAACCACGAGUGUCGCGGAAAAGUUGUACAAAUUAGGAAAUUCAACUCUCGUGAUCAAUUGCGCAAGAGUACCGAUAAAGUGCUUAACAAGUAUUGGGUAUUGGCGCUAGAAAGGAGUUAACCGUUUUUAAAAGAUCAUAGGAUAUUCGUCUCAGAUUCUCAAGAGUUAAUAUUAAGGGAAGAAAUAUUAAUACUCUCAUGAUCCACAAGCACCCAGGAUUAAAAAUUAUCCAGUAAAAAAUACGCCUCCUGCAGACGCCAGCAGGCGGCGCAUAUCAUUCACCUAACGUUAGGCAACGUACGAUUCUACGCAAUCGUAGCUCUGCUGUCAAAACACAGCCACGUGUGACGUGCCGGUGUUUGCACCACUUGAAGCAUCCAGCAGAAACCACUAAUCCAUAAAACUCUUGGGAAAGUUCAUUGCCAAAAACAAAAGGGCUUUGAUACCAGAAACGGAGUUCCGAAAGAGUAAGGAAGUUCAAGUGGUGAUAAGGAGGCAACACCAGCACAAUGUCAUCAUCUCAGAGAAGACAGAUAAUGCAGCCAUGGCCCCUCUGUGUGAUGCCUUUUUCAAAAUCGAAGGAGCGAGCGAUCCUGCCAAAUUACAAGAGGGUGCCUUUGAUUCCAUCACGAUCAUCUACUGCGAGUUCGAACCUGGGCCUGGACUGUGCCUCGAAUACAACCCUCUUGACGAACGUGAGUCCAUUCAACAGCCAAAUUACUCUACUUGUCGACCAAAAAAAAUCGACGAGCAAUGAGAAUCAAAAACCUAAUCACUAUUAUGCGGAGAACCUGAGGAACAAUCAUCAAAACGCGCUUAAUAGGUCGCAGAUCUAUGACCCCCUCGGUAAAGAAUUAGGUCCAGACUAUAAACAAAUAGAUCCACUUUUAAAGAGCCAACAACGUCCAGUCACCAAAAAGAUCAUGGAUUUAGAAAACCCCAAGGAUAAGGUAUCUUUCCAGUUCGGAAAGGAUCACAAAAUCAGUGUAUCGACAAAAUAUGCCUCACAGGAACAACAUUGGAGAGUCUCCAUCUUUAUUCGGAAAAUACACCGUUUAUUAGCAAAAAAUACCAAAAUUCGAUUUAAGAAAAGUUAAACAU